AUGACUACAUCUAAUACAGGAAUACUUCAAACUACAAUAGUAACACAAGUUUUAACUGAAAACUCAGUAUCAAUUUUUGUUCCAAAAUCUUGCAAUGAUUCAUCUUAUAUUGGCGUUGAUUGUAAUAUCCUUAGUAGUCCAUGUCACAUGAUAAAACCAUGUGAGAAUAAUAGUACUUGUAUUAACAAUAAUACUGUAGUUCAUGGAUAUACAUGUUUAUGUUCAUCUGGUUUCAGUGGUAUACAAUGUGAAUUUGAUCAUCGACCUUGUAAAAUACAUACUUGUUUCAAUCAUGGUGUAUGUAAUGAAACAUCAGAUACAUCAUUUCAUUGUAUAUGUAAUAAUGGAUGGCAAGGUGUUCAUUGUGAAUCAAUGACAAGUUAUUGUUUAAAUAUCACUUGUGAAAAUAGUGCUAUUUGCCGUCGGUUAUUACUUAAUUAUACAUGUGAAUGUCUUAGUGAAAAUUAUUACGGUCGUCAUUGUGAAUUUAGUACAACGAAAAUAAUUGUUUAUAAAAUAGUUUCAAAAUCAUUCGCUUAUAUUGCUAUUAUUGCUAUGACAAUUGUUGCAAUGUUUAUUAUAAUAAUGGAUAUAUUAACGUAUUGCUUUGGUAUUGAUCUAACACGUGAAGAACGAGAAAGAUUUCGAAGAGAAAAACGAGGAAGAAAAUGGAAUCGUCCUGUUAAUCAAAAACUUAUAUAUGUUAAUGCACUACCAGAACCAUUAAAAGCACCAAUUCCAACUAUUGAAGACACAACAAUUUAG
Molecule: messenger RNA, 765 nt
Organism: Adineta steineri
Lineage: Eukaryota; Metazoa; Rotifera; Eurotatoria; Adinetida; Adinetidae
Source: the annotation of a GenBank genome assembly